GACAUUUUACAAUGCUACUUUGCUAAUGGUGAACGACAGCCCAAAAAAUCUUCAGCAGUACGAUCUGCUUGCUGCUUGCUCUUCAUUUAGUACCGUUUGCACCGUUUGCCUAGCUUUGACCCAUUUGACCAUUGUGGCUGAACCAGAUAAGGCUGUCAUCGUGUACAUUGUGGGAGCAACCAGUGAAUGUCUACGCUACUUCGAAGAAAUGCAUCUAAAAUUCUUCUUUCUCCAGUACGAAAGUGUACAAAAUUUUGAAUUGUACUUUAUUGGAAACAUGAUAGAGGCCCAAGAAUCUGAGGAGUCAAUUUUUUGCGUGGGAGAUCUAAAAAGAACGGUUCUUAAACGGAAUGUACCUGGGAUCGGAAAUAUGACCCCUCUUCUUGUUUCGCAAUUUUAUCCUCGUUCUGUACAAAUAGAGGAACCAGAUGAUCGCUAUUGGCCGGAAUGUCUCAUUAAGAUUCUUCAAACAUAUGGUGCGCCAAUUUUUUUUACAUCUAUAUCAAAGGUGCUAGCACUUUCCAAUUAUUCAGUAUUCAACGAUUUGGCCAGAGAGAACGACAUUGUGAUCAAACGAUCGUACAAUAUCACCAAAAAUCUCUAUCGUGGAAUAUUGCCAUUGCGCAAUCAUUGUGCCGAAGACUCUGAAAUGAUAGUGUACAACAACAACUAUCUUGAGGUGAUGUUUACGAAUCCCAAAAACUGAGAUAUUAUUAUGCAUAAAACUAAACUCUUUGAAAGAGUUAAUAUCGAAAAGUAUACAAUUCGUGUACUUAAUACUCAUUAGAUCUAGAUCUAGAUCUAGAUAGUACCCACAUAAGGGGUAUAAAAAGUUGGCUUUGUUUUAGAGUUAUAUAAAAUUCUGUUAUAUUCCAUUGCAAUUUAAUAAAUAUCUAUUUUUAAGAAAAAUAUGUGAACAAAUACGUUCGCAUCUGUUACACUCCAUUUUGAAAUAUGUGAACAAAGAUUUGCUUAUCUGCUAUGUUUCAAUAUAAUAAACAUCGUUCAACUUUUAAA
Messenger RNA from Drosophila miranda, 1017 nucleotides. RefSeq lists its product as uncharacterized. The transcript has 2 exons. Lineage: Eukaryota; Metazoa; Arthropoda; Insecta; Diptera; Drosophilidae. The record is from RefSeq and is a predicted model, not a curated record. The coding region runs from base 26 to 706 and encodes 226 amino acids.